UAUUAGAAACGAGGGGGGAUAUCAUAGUUACGUAACGGCGCAGAUCCCUGCGUUUCCCCGCGGAUUUGCGGUUCAAUGGUGGAAUUAGAAAGCGGUGAACAGUGCCACGUCCUUCGUUCUGUCUUCUAUUCUAACCUUGUUGAUAUUUUCCGGAAUGCAAAUGUACAAGCCACUUCUUAUAAGAUCCCCAAUCACAAUCAUAUUUGGUGGCUAUCUGGGGUCUCUUAUGUUUAUGUUCUUCGUUACUGCUAUUGGUAACUUAGAGGCUACACUGUUCGGUAAGAACUACCAGUUGAAGCUGCUUGAAAUUGCACUGUCUAUGGUGAUAUCACUCAUUGCAUCUGGCAUGGUCCAUCGGAUUUGCUUCACUACAUGUUUAAUAUUCUCGCUCAUAACUAUCUACUACAUGAAUAAGCUGUCACAGAAAACAUAUGCAACAACAGCUGCCAUUCCUGCACUAGUGAAAAGUCGUCGUCAUAAAUAAGCUAAUAUCUUAUAUUUUAAAAUAAAUAAUUCAAUAACAUAAA
Pararge aegeria (speckled wood butterfly) is the source of this 527-nucleotide messenger RNA. RefSeq names its product protein KRTCAP2 homolog. The transcript is spliced from 4 exons. The coding region runs from base 155 to 484 and encodes 109 amino acids. NCBI's taxonomy places the organism in Eukaryota, Metazoa, Arthropoda, Insecta, Lepidoptera, Nymphalidae. The record is from RefSeq and is a predicted model, not a curated record.